CAACUUUGCUUCCCCGUCGGAGAAUCGAACCCCGGUCUCCCGCGUGACAGACGGGGAUACUCACCACUAUACUAACGAGGAGAUUUGAGAGCAACAGGCCAUGUAGAUUCUUUGGGAUGCCUUUACAACAAGAACCUAUAGGCCCAAACAUUGUCAUUCAGGGAAGAACUCAUCUGAAUCCUGGACAAUGCUGGGCCUUUGCAGGAUUCCCAGGACGUUUAUCCGUCCGACUGUCCCAUAAAGCCACUGUCACUCAUGUGUCGCUGGGUCAUAUUCCUAAAAUGAUAUCCCCAUCUUCCACAAUCUCCAGUGCUCCGAGGGAAUUCUCUGUCUAUGGAAAGAAGGACAUAAACGAUGAGGAGAGUUUCUUGGGAACUUUUCAAUAUGAAGAAGAUGGCAGCAGGAUACAGACCUUCAAACGUCCUGAUUAUAAAAUUGACUCCUUCACCCAUGUGAGCCUACAGCCAGUCAGCCUCGGCAGAUGGCUGUUCAUCCUGAGCCUGGUUCUGCUGGAGGUUUCUUCCUUUUAAAGGGAGUUAUCCUCUCCACUGUUGCCUUGUGCUUGCUCAGGAUGGGGGAUCCCUUGGAUUAAACAUCCAUCGCGAUCGGCUGGU
Molecule: messenger RNA, 614 nt
Organism: Xiphophorus couchianus (Monterrey platyfish)
Lineage: Eukaryota; Metazoa; Chordata; Actinopteri; Cyprinodontiformes; Poeciliidae
Product: SUN domain-containing protein 3-like
Exons: 5
Coding region: 117-530 (137 amino acids)
Cellular component (GO): meiotic nuclear membrane microtubule tethering complex; nuclear envelope
Molecular function (GO): protein-membrane adaptor activity
Source: RefSeq, a predicted model, not a curated record